AACUACAUCUCCCAGGAUGCCUUGCGACGCUGAGGCGCCUGCGCCCGCCCGCGGGCGGCGCUCAUUGGGCCGCGCCGCUCCGGGGUUGCGCCCUCACGCUCUGGGGCGGGGCUCCGAGGGCGAUGGCCGCCACUGCCGCCGCGGUGGUUGUGGCCGCGGCUGUGGGCGGAGGGCUGCUGCUCCUCGCCCGGCGCCUCUGGCCGGCGGCGGCCGCGGGGAAGGGCAGCGCUACGGCCGCCGCCGCCGCUGCCUUGUGCUGGAUGGAGGGCAAGACGGUGAUCAUCACGGGCGCCAACAGCGGCCUGGGCCGGGCGGCGGCGGCCGAGCUGCUGAGGCGCCGCGCGAGGGUCAUCAUGGCCUGCCGGGACCCGGCGCGCGCCGAGGAGGCGGCCCGGGAGCUGCGCGCCGAGAUGGGCCUGAGCUCGAGGGAAAGAGGAGGAGGAGGAGGAGGAGGAGGCCGAGGGGAGCUGGUGGUGCGCCAGCUGGACUUGGCCUCGCUGGGCUCCGUGCGCCGCUUCUGCCAGCAGGUGCUGCAGGUAAAGAGACAGGCCCGUCUGGCUGGGCUGCAGCUAAAGAGCUGCUGCUAUUAUUAUUAUUAUGAUUAUUAUUAUUAAUAUCAUUUAUACAUACAUACCCGGCCCAUCUGGCUGGGCUGCAGCUAAAGAGCAAUCAUCAUCAUUAAUAAUAUUAUUAUUAUUAAUACCCUGCCCAUCUGGCUGGGCUGUAGCUAAAGAGCAAUUAUUAUUAUUAUUAUUAUUAUUAUUAUUAUUACCCUGCCCAUUUGGCUGGGCCGCAGCUAAAGAGCUGCUAUUGUUAAUAAUAAUAAUAAUAAUAACAUCAUUUAUUUAUACAUACAUACAUACCCGGCCCAUCUGGUAAAGAGCAAUCAUCAUUAAUAUUAUUAUUAAUAAUACUAUGCCCAUCUGGCUGGGCUGCAGCUAAAGAGCUGCCAUUAUUAUUACUGUUACUGUUACUAUUAUUAUAUACCCUGCCCAUCUGACUGGGAUACACCUAAAGAGCUACCACUAUUAUUAUUAAUAAUAAUACCCUGCCCAUCUGGCUGGGUUCCAGGUAAAGAGCUAUGAUUAUGAUUUAUACCAUCUGGCUGGGCUGCAGCUAAAGAGCUGCCAUUAUUAUUAUUAUUAUUAUUAUUAUUAUUAUUAUCAUCUCCCACCCAUCUGGCUGGGCUGCUGCUAAAGACCCUUCACCUUUGAUCCCAACUGACUGAGGUAUAGAAUUUCAGAAUAAAUAAGUGGGGCUUUCUUCUAAGUAUGCAUGUCUUGGGGUCCAGAGUUCAAGGGACCACAGAGUCAAAACAAUUGUCGAGUCGGAAGGGACCGCAAGGGUCAUCUAGCCCAACCCCCUGCAAUGCAGGGAUCUUUUGCCUAACUUGGGGCUCGAAUCCACAACCCUGAGAUUAAGAGCCUCAUGCUCUACCAAUUGAGCUGUCCGAUGUACGCCUAAGAUUUUAUUGGUAGCUCCCUUCAUCUGUAGUUGUUGCUGUUUAAUGUAGCAGUCUACCCAAAUGGCACAGCACAAAAUGGUUUCCUCUUUGCACCAUAAGCAUUAACAGUGAGAAUAUAUCUUUGCUGAAUCUGAAAUGCAGACUAGCCAGUAUGAGGGCGGUUACAGCCUGAUCCUAUUGAUUUAAAGACAGACAACCGCAGGGUGGAUAGAGAAGAGGAGCUGGUUGAUCUGGUUUGGGCCUUGCUUGUAUCAGAUGCAAACUUGUUUUGUGAAGUACACACAGUAUCCUUUUUCCAAGAAGAAUGACAUGUCAGUAAUAAAUCUUAGAAUUUAUUAUCACAAAAGCGAGAGAAGAGUAUGUUACAUAUAUAGGAAAAUAGAAUCCAGUACAUCUGAAGGGGACAGAUACAGCAAUAUCAUUAAUAAAAGAGCAUUUGACCUUCCAAUGUCAAAUCUUGCCAUGCAACUAUUAAUAGUAUCAAAAGAGAGUAAAACAGUGACAAUUUAGCAGAAACAACAAAGCCAUAAGCUGUAUUUGUUUUGCAUUCCUUGGAAAGUCACUGGAAGUCUCCUUUCACCCAGUAGUCAAUAAGUGAUCAAUUAAAUAUGAGAUUAAAUAUGAGAAGAGUGUCUGGUCACACCAAAUGAGCCAGUUUAAGAGCUUGCACUCUUGUAUGUUUUUGGAGAUAUGAUAUUUUGAAAUAACGGACCUGACAAUCCUGGCACAGUGCAGCUGUAUAGCUAAAUAUUAUUAGUGAACGAGACUGCAGUCCUGUCCCUGCUUACCUGGGAGUAAUCCCCACUGAAUUCAUUAGGACUUAGUUCUGAGGAGACAUGAAUAGCGUUGCACUGUAAAUGGCUUGUGUUUCAGCAGUUGGAGUGUUCUCCAAUAACAUUUAAUUGCUAUUAAAAGUGAGAUGAGUUGCGGAACUUGUAUGUGUUAGGCCAUGCUGCUUGUGAAGUGUUUUUGAUUGCAUUUUUUCUUUCCCCCCUCACUUUCCCCAAAGAUUAUCAGAGAGGGGCAAAAUGCCCCUCUUUUGUAUCACAAACGUGUGACAUCGGCUAAGCUGAGAGAAUGAUUGAAACAUAGAAAGUCACCUAGGGAGAGUUUAAUGACAGAGGAGAUUUGAACCCAGUAACGGUCCAACUCUACAUUGAGGGUGGUCAACUAGUAGCCUUAGGCUCACAUGCUGCCCUCAGCCUAAUUUCAAGCAGCCUUUGGUCUGCCUUUCAUGAGGCAAAAAGGAGAGAAAAGGAGGUGGCUGAGAGAGGGGGAAGAGACAAAGGAGUGGCAGAAAGUGGGAGAAAAGAGCGUGGGCCUACCCACUGCUAGUACAGUGGUACCUCGGGUUACAUAGGCUUCAGGUUACAGACUCCGCUAACCCAGAAAUAGUACCUUAGGUUAAGAACUUUGCUUCAGGAUGAGAACAGAAAUCGUGCUCCGGCGGCGCGGCAGCAGCAGGAGGCCCCAUUAGCUAAAGUGGUGCUUCAGGUUAAGAAUAGUAUCAGGUUAAGAACGGACCUCCGGAACGAAUUAAGUACUUAACCUGAGGUACCACUGUAUGUCCCAUCCCAACAAAUAACCCUAAGAGAAAAAACAUUGACAGGAAAAAAAGGUCAAUAGGUUCAGGUUGGAGUGAGCGGAAAAUCAAAAUGGUGUGUGGCCAAAUCAAUAAAGGUAUUGCUAGCAUUGGAAGUGGUCAACUGUAAAGGGCUUCACUUUUAAGGGAUCAAACUUUUUAAUCUUUAUUUUUUUAAAAAUGAAUAAUUUUAAUAUUAUUGCAUUAGUAUGUCUGACUACUUUUCCCCUCUGUUGUGUAAAGGAAGAGUCUAGGCUGGAUGUCCUGAUCAACAACGCAGGGAUAUUCCAGUGUCCCUAUAUGAAGACGGAGGACGGCUUCGAGAUGCAGUUUGGCGUCAACCACUUGGGGCACUUCUUGCUCACAAACCUCCUCCUUGGACUUCUGAAAAGCUCUGCACCCAGCAGGAUUGUGGUGGUUUCCUCCAAGCUUUACAAAUACGGCGAGAUCAACUUUGAUGACUUGAACAGUGAGCUAAAUUACAAUAAAAGCUUUGCUUAUAGUCGGAGUAAACUGGCCAACAUACUGUUCACUAGGGAAUUAGCCCGUCGCUUAGAGAACACAGGGGUCACGGUCAAUGUGCUCCAUCCCGGUAUUGUCAGAACAAAUCUAGGCAGACAUAUACAUAUCCCUUUGCUAGCCAAGCCCCUCUUCAAUUUGGUAUCUUGGGCUUUCUUCAAAACCCCUCUGGAAGGAGCCCAGACUUCAAUUUAUCUGGCCUCCUCCCCCGAAGUAGAGGGUGUAUCUGGGAAAUAUUUUGGAAACUGCAAGGAGGAACAACUGUUGCCCAAUGCCAUGGAUGAUUUGGUUGCAAGGAAACUGUGGGAUAUCAGUGAAGUGAUGGUGGGGCUAUUAAAAUAAAGGUCAAGGAGAAGCACUGUAUCAAAAUAGUGUCAAUAGAUAGUCUUUCAGAAUUUACAGUUUCUUGCUUCUGUUAUCUUGCCUCAUUGCAACAGAUGGAGCCCAAGUUAUUUUGCAUCUCUGGCUGGGAUUUAUCACAAUCAAUGCAGACUGUGUUUGUUUUUUUUAAGAGAAAAUAUCAGAAUAAAUUAAUAUUUAAAGAAAAUAAUUAGAGGUGGAGGUUUUUGUAUAUUUUGGGCUGAAGGGAGUUUUUUGCUGUUCUGCAAACAAAACGGAAAGUUGUCUGCUUUCGUAGGUGUUUUCUGAUAGUUCAGUGCUUCAUAUCCAAAUUAGCUGUGCAUGGUACUGUAUAUGAAAUAUGUGGCAGCUUCAUUUUUGUCCUCCAAAAAGGAAUUCCAAGAAUAUAAGACAGAGAAAAUCACCUGUGAAUCGCUCGAGUCAAUGAGUAUUUUUCUGCUUUGGUAAGAAAUCCCAGCUGAAAACAGCUUGGCAUGAUGUAAUAGCACCAUUGUACACUGACUGUUCUCUAGACAUCUCUAGGAACAGUAUUCCAGAUGCAGAUGAUAGCAUAUUUCAGUCAAUAAUUGAUGUAUGCGUAACAAUGGAUUGCAUCUUUGAUGUUGUCUGACUUUGCAAAGCAGUUAUUGCAUUAUUGCAGUCCUCCACCACCUCAACUAGGACCUCUUACUUCAGGUAUGCUUCUUUGGCUAGCAGCACUUCACAGAUCACAUUUAGUCAAAACCUUUUAGGUUUAGUGUAUGGCACAGGUGAAAAUUACUGCUUUGCACUUGCUUACCAAGUCCCGAUCCACAACUGGCUUUCUGUUUGUUACGUUUGCACACCUGAAGUGAGUACGUGGUUCUUCCAGAAUCAGUAAGCCAUGAUGUGGCAUUCCUACACUUCUUAGCUGAGACUGUUCUCCUUUAGUGCAGUUGUGUGUUAAGAAAGUUUCACUUAUAUCCAUGGAACAUUAUAAUAUAAUAUACAGUGUUUUGCACGGAUUCACAUACAUCGAUUUUAUGUCCUUGGAGUUAUUUUGAGUGAUUUAUACUAACAAAAUACGAAUGGGGCAUCGCAUAGAAUCACAAACUAGAAUCUCAGAGCAAAUCACAAGAGGUGGGAGUGACACACAAAUCAUUAUGCAUAAAGUACAAUUCACAAACGACCAAAUUCCCACCUGUAAUUGCAUUAAUGGUGAAUUGUGACCUAAGCUGCUGUCGCCCACUUGGCAAUUUAAUGCUUUUACAAACUACAGGCCAAACACAGUGAUUCUGAGCUUGUUCCUUAGAAGUAAACGUAUCUCAGAUUGAAGUGUAAAUUGGCUGGCGUGGGUUCUGAGUCAUUGGACUAAUAAGCUGCCAUCUAAGUUUGCACUACAAUACAAGAACACUGACCCAAAUUUUAUAUACAUAUGCACGGAUACAGAACACCCACCCUCACUAUCAGUCUAAACUUGUCUUGAAUUAACACCCACCAUGAAUUUUCAUAUAGAUUCUCUGCUAUGCAGAGUCAUUUUUCACAGUAUUUAGGAUUGAGUUUAGUUACCUAAAUGUGCCUCCUUUUGUUGUACAUAAAUAAAGGUAUAUCUUAAACAAACACAUAGCAAAGUUAUCUGUGUGCAUCAUUGUUGUGUUUCCUUAUUUAAAUUAAAAGCUUUGAAAUGCUUAAUCUACGUUUGUGAGGAUAGCAGGUAAGAGGGAGAGAGCGCAAAGUGCCAGAAUAAAAGAGGAGCAGUACAGUGGUACCUCGGGUUAAGUACUUAAUUCGUUCCGGAGGUCCAUUCUUAACCUGAAACUGUUCUUAACCUGAAGCACCACUUCAGCUAAUGGGGCUUCCUGCUGCCGCCGCGCCACCGGAGCACGAUUUCUGUUCUUAACCUGAAGCAGAGUUCUUAACCUGAAGCACUAUUUCUGGGUUAGCGGAGUCUGUAACCUGAAGCAUAUGUAACCCGAGGUACCACUGUAUUUAAGAAACAAACCAAAGGUUAGAAAACUUACAAGAGCCUGCAAGCCUCUUUCCAACGAAGGAAUGCUUGGGAUGCUACUUCUGAGCAUGUUUGUAAUGUCCAUGAAGGCUAAAUUGGAAAGACGACAUUUGCCCUGUCUGAAACCAUAGACCACCUUCUAUGAGAGCCAACCUCAAUGAGCUUAGUGGGACUUCUGUUUGAGGAGGCGUGUACAGGAUUGUAUUGUCUUUAGCAUACUUAACAAGGGAGGAGGCUGCAAUCCUAGGCAUGCUUGGAGUAAGUCCCAUUUAACACAAUGGGGUUCACUGCUAAGCACAAUAUUGGUAUUACUAACAGCACAAUAGCUUUCAAAAAUAAAUCCCACAGUUCAGGGACCUUUGCUAUGCAAUCCUGUGGCACGUCUACUCAGGAAUGUGCAGAGGGUUCUGCUACAAGGGCCACUGAACUCGAUGGGAUUUGUUUUUGAAGAAGGAUGUUUAGUAUUGUGCAGCAAUUAUCCUUAUAUGCUGGAUUCUAAAUAGAAUUAUACCUGAUACUUGCAUCCUAGGAUUGCACAAAGAUGUUUGAAGGCAGCUCGUCCUGUGCUUGGGUAUACACAUUAAAUCCAGUGUUAUGCUUCUUGAAGGAGUAUCUCUACUCCUUUGAGUGACAGUUGUAACAGGUCACUGGUUAUGCACAAAUGUAAAAAAAAGAAAAAAGAAGAAUCACGCUCCAAAGCUUUUUUUCAGGGAACUCUUCAAGCUAUUUAAAGAAGCAGUUACCAAUAAACCAUACAGUUGCUUCUGCAAAGUAAGUCCCCCGUUUGGGCAGUUACUGCUGCAGCGUGGUUGGAGGGUGGCGUGACAAGAUGCCACCAUCUUCAAACAUUGAGGCUGCCACUGGUACUAUGAGCAGAAUGAGGGCUGUGAUUAUGUGGUGGGGCCUAGACAACCCAGAGAUAUGCAAUGGAGAGCUAAGAACAACUGGAAAACUAGCUGUUGAAAUGGUGUAUUACAUGAGGCUUAUAGCGGGCUCCUAUGAGUGCAUAUGCAUUAUUUUUUAUGCAUUUAAGGUAUUUUAAAGGUAAAGGGACCCCUGACAGUUAAGUCCAGCCACGAAUGACUCUGGGGUUGCGUCACUCAUCUUGCUUUACAGGCCGAGGGAGCCGACAUUUGUCUGUUCUGCAGACAGUUUUUCGGGUUCAUGUGGCCAGCAUGUCAGCCGCUUCUGGUGCAAUGGAACACCGACACCAGAGCAGCGCAUGGAAACGCCAUUUACCUUCCCGCCGGAGCGGUACCUAUUUAUCUACUUGCACUUUUUGGCGUGCUUUCAAACUGCUAGUUUGGCAGGAGCUGGGACCGAGCAAUGGGAGCUCACCCCAUCACGGGGAUUUGAACUGCCAACCUUUUGAUCGGCAAGCCCAAAGCUCAGUGGUUUAGACCACAGCGCCACCUGGAAUAUAUUUUUAGCCUACUCUUUAUUGCAACCGAUUGUGGCGUGGGGGUGCAGUACCAUGAAUCAAAACCACAAUACAGUAUUGUAAAAAAGGCAGAAAAAAGCACCAGUGAUAAUAGGAAAACCUGACCUGGGCAUUAAUACCCUGCAAUGGCCUGCUCCAAAAAAUAGGUCUCCCAUUGGCACCAGAAAUUUACAUGUCUCAGCUGGGAGGGUAUGGCAUAUUUGGGGCAUCGCUGCUGGCAUGCAGUCCCCAACCAUAUCCCUCUGAGAUUAUGUCUGCAUUUUAGGAGGGAAGGUUACCAACCCCUAUAAUAAACCUUUUUUUAGGUCAUUUAUGCCGGGAUGCCAUUGACUUCUGAAUAAUCUGGAGAAGUUUUAGUUCUAGAGGCAAAUAGACUUGGUUCUUUUAUAUGUGCAUUUGCCAUUCGUAAUGAUGUAUAUGGGAAUAAGUGUUGAAAUAAUGGGAUUUGCUUCUAAGUAUAAUAGGCUUAGAACUAGGGUGUCGGGAAAUGACUUGAUUUCCCAGUUGAACAACCUUGAUACUUUUUCCAUUUAAGGUGAUUGGAAGGGGAGGAGGUUUAAAUUCCAAAUGUAUUUUAAAAAAUACCUUGUUCUUUGCUUUUCACAUAAGGCCCCCUUCCCCGGCCUAAUCUUCCAGGCAUUCUUCACCUGGCAAAACAGUCCAGGAGACCUAGACAGAAUAUUAUUUUUGAGAAUGGAGCUGUUGUUUUCUGUAGCAGAAAAUGGCCCCAUUCCAUCUCCUCUCCCAGCAACCACCAGCACCUUCGUUUCUGCUGUGACUGGCCUAAGAUCUAAGAACUUAAAUGAAUAUUGACUCGAUUCCAAGUAUCCUAAACACCAUCCAGGAAAAGAAAAGGGGGGAAGGGAAACCCCUGUUACUGAUCAUUCUUCAAAAGGUAAGCAUGGUAGGUGUUUUUUUUCCCCCUAAAUUCAGCAAAUGUCUUGCUCCAUUUUGGAAUUAUUGCCUUUUUAAAUAUUUGAAAGUAAUUAAUGAAUGUUUGUAUGUGUGUAAGUACUAGGUGCUAUGCUGGAAAUAGUCUUGAAACCUGUGCAGGGAGAAAAAGCAGGAGUCUAAUUAGCUGAGUCUCAUACUGCAUUUAGGUAGCACCCCCAGUACUAAGGGAUGCGGGUGGCGCUGUGGGUUAAACCACAGAGCCUAGGACUUGCCGAUCAGAAGGUUGGUGUUCGAAUCCCCGUUGCUCGGUCCCUGCUCUUGCCAACCUAGCAGUUCGAAAGCAUGUCAAAGUGCAAGUAGAUAAAUAGGUACCACUCCGGCGGGAAGGUAAAUGGCGUUUCUGUGCGCUGCUCUGGUUCGCCAGAAGUGGCUUAGUCAUGCUGGCCACAUGACCCGGAAGCUCCCUAGGCCAAUAAAGCAAGAUGAGCACCGCAACCCCAGAGUCAGUCACGACUGGACCUAAUGGUCAGGGGUCCCUUUACCUUUACCUUUUACCCAGUACUAAGUGGUACUACAGGUUACCCUUUUUCAAUUUUGCAGCUUGCUGAAAGAUUACCAAGGGGAUUCUAGAUUGCACAAGCAGGUUUGGGGGUGAUACUAUCUGCUGUGUUUGCUUCUGCACCCCUUUACUCAGCUGUACAUCUGCAAACAAAUAAGAUACUACAAAAUACCACAAGUUUGCAGCAUGUGGGUUCUACUAACUUUCCAGCUCGUUUGGAGUCUUAAUAAAAGAGCCAGGACAGCUUAAGAAAACCUUGAUAUCAGCCCUUGUUACUGAUAGCCAGUGAUACUGUUGCACAGAUCAGUGAUGGGGAACCUUUGAUUCUCCAGAUGUUGGAUUGCAACUCCCAUCAUCUCUGGGGCAGAUGGGAGCUGAGGCAUAUCUGGAAGGCCAUAGGUUCCGUAUUCCUGGCAUAGAUACUCCAGGCUAACUGUAACACCUGAAAUGAGUGCAAGCUUUGGAAGAUCUUUAUUAAGGCCCCAAACACCUGUGGUUUAUCUGGGCAAGUGUCCAUAUUCAGCAUAUCCUGAAAGCAAACUAUGCAGUCUCUUUUGUCAGCUUGUAUGGUAUUUCUAUGCAGGCAUCGGGUCACACCCAGUCCAUAAUCUUAAAGAAGAAGCAUUCUUAACACAUGGAAAACUGAUCAAACAUCCACUUCUACAAUGCAACAGGCCAACAAGAACCCUAUGUGUUCUUAAUGCUAGCACAUUCACCGCUACUUGCUGUGAUGCCUGCGAAAGGUUCCAGUAAAUAUCGUCUCAAAAAUUCACAAUGUCCAGUGGGGGAUGGGCCAUUUUUGGUUCCCAAUUCUUUUUCUUCUCUUGGAUGUGGCAGCCAUUGGAAGUUAUGCCACACAACUGCUGGCAGCCAUUUUGUGACGGCCGUUUCUCAAAAUUCCAAAUGUGCCCAUUGGCCCAAAAUGGUCGGUGACCUCUGCCUUAUAGUGACCCGAGGCAGCAACACGUUUUCUUCCAGUUAACAAUGGUUACUCACUGGAAGAUUGGCAAAGGUUUUGGCGGCUCGUAUUUCCUGGAAUCUGAGCAAGGUCUAAGACAGGGGUCAGCCAACUUUUUCAGCAGGGGACCGGUCCACUGUCUCUCAGACCUUGUGGGGUGCCGGACUAUAUUUGGGGGGUGGUGGUGAAAUGAACGAAUUCCUAUGCCCCACAAAUAACCCAGAGAUGCAUUUUAAAUAAAAGGACACAUUCUACUCAUGUAAAAACACGCUGAUUCCUGGACAUCCGCGGGCCAGAUUUAGAAGGCGAUUGGGCCAGAUCUGGCCCCCAGGCCUUAGUUUGCCUACCCAUGACUUAAGAGAUGGGAAAUCAAUGUUUAAGCAUCAAUUAACGGCUGGAGGGUUGGCAAACCUUCCUGUCUCCUUUUCGUUGCUGUACUUUUCAUAUGGCAACAGGCCAAUCUCAGGUACAUCACGUCCUGCUUUCUCCUUCCAAAGAGAACGGACCCUGACAUUCUCUGGAACUUCCCACCAGUUGGGAAAGUGAGAGAAAGUGACACUUGUCUCUCACACUGACAUCAUUGGGUCGUCCUUCCAAGUGAAUGUACUUCAGAGCAGAUUGUGUCAGUGAGUCGCCGGUGAGGGAGAACUCAAUUGUCCGGCCACUUUCUGCCAGUGAGAUUCGUUGCAUCUGAGAAACUUUACUGUGCUUUCAUGUCAGUUUUCAUCACAGGUUCAUUCUGAAUCCACAAGAGCAGGGCCCCGGCUUUUAUUGAACCGAUUAACUUGAAAGGCAACGCUUCCAUUGUGCGUUUGGACCUUUCGUCAGAUUAAAACAGCUUGCCAGUUCCCUGGGACCAGUGAGCAAACUGACUGCAAAGCAUGUUGUUUGUUUUAAAACUGCAGUGGGGCAUGGCUGUGUGUUUGCGCACGGGCUUAACAGAGAGCUCUGCUUUAUAUCCAUGAAUUACAGCAUUGUUUCUCGUUAACUUCCAAUUUACUGAUCUCCUGCUUUUUCAUUUGUGCCACAGUCAUUUGAUUUCUGAGGAAGGAUCGUAAUUGUUUGCUCUCUCAGGCUUUUGCUUGUGUCCGCUUAACACAUGGACAAUGACAAUUAGUGUCCCUACACACACACACACACAUUUUAAAAGGCCAUUUUGUAAGAAGAAAAGUGGGUUUGUGCUCUGUGUUCUUCUGUAUAUUUUUCUGACUUAGCUUGUUCUGCUGGCUAUAGGCUCAAGAUUGUAUAUGGUGUCAAAGCCAGCUUUGAUCUAGUCCAAUAGCCUAAUGUUUUUUGUAAAGAUCUGGCCGAAGAGGAACAGUAAGGUUCUAGAUUAAAGGAGAGGAAUUGCAUGGUUCUAGAUUUGAGGAGAGACACGUAAAAGAAAAAGGAAUGGAAUGUCUCUGGAACAUUUAGCUAUUGGAAUGAAACCUGGCCUGUACAUUCAAUACAUCUGUUUUUCAAGUUCGAAGGUGUCACAGCUCUCCACCACCCCCUUUUUUUUUGAGGGAAGAGCUCAUUUUGAACACGCCCAGUAAUGUUGGAGGUUUUGUUCUGUGUUACUUUUGCAUGUUUUUACCCAUAAAUGCAUUUUACCCAUAAAUGCAAGAGAGCCAGUGUGGUGUAGUGGUUAAGAGCGGUGGACUCAUAAUCUGGUGAACUGGGUUUGCGUUCCCGCUCCUCCACAUGCAACUGCUGGGUGACCUUGGGCUAGUCACACUUCUCUGAAGUCUCUCAGCCUCACUCACCUCACAGAGUGUUUGUUGUGGGGAAGGAAGGGGAAGGAGAAUGUUAGCUGCUUUGAGACUCCUUAGGGUAGUGAUAAAGCGGGAUAUGAAAUCCAAACUCUUCUUCUUAAUUCUGCAUUUCAGCACCAGGUGUUGAAAUUUUGCAUCUCCUAACAAUUUUGCACCCAGGGCAACCACCCCUGGGGGCCCCCAUGUUGUGAUCCCCCAUGCUAUGAUCCUGUACAGUAUGCCUCUGAAUGCCAGUUGCCAGGAAGCACAAGGGGGGAGCAUGCUUUUGUGGUCACAUCCUGCUCGUGGGUUUCUCUCAGGCAUCUGGCUGGUCACUAUGAGUACAGUAAAAGGUAAAGGACCCCUGGAUGGUUUAGUCCAGUCAAAGGCAACUGUGGGAUGCAGCGCUCAUCUUGCUUUCAGGCCGAGAGAGUCGGCGUUUGUCCACAGACACCUUUCCGGGUCAUGUGGCCAGCAUGACUAAACUGCUUCUGGUGCAAUGGGACACCGUGACAGAAACCAGAGUGCAUGGAAACGCCGUUUACCUUCCCACCACAGCGUACCUAUUUAUCUACUUGCACUGGUGUGCUUUCGAACUGCAAGUUGGCAGGAGCUGGGACAGAGCAAUGGGAGCUCACCCCAUCGCGGGGAUUCGAACUGCCAACCUUCUGAUCGGCAAGCCCAAGAGGCUCAGUGGUUUAGACCACAGCGCCACCUGCAUCCCUACUGUGAGUGCAGAAUGCUGGACCAGGUGGGCUUUCUUUGGUUUUAUCCAGCAGAGCUCCUUUUAUGUUCUUAUGACUAGCAAUGGCAGGGAGACGGGUUGUUCUGCUUUUCAGCCUUCUGCUUCAGCGUUCCUAUAAUAAGCAACACACUGUUCUCCAAUAAAUUCAAUGAAAAUCAGGCUUCACACUUUUGAUUCCUUUGGCCUUUAAUUUAUUUUAUUUCAUUUCAAGGAGCAUAAAACGCACGCUUUUAUAUAUUUAUUUCCAGAAAUCCUAUUUUCCCAGCACUUCUCAUGUAACACAAAGUUAACCAGAAAAAGAGUAAAAAUCCUUGGAGAUCACCUUUAAGCUUUGUGGAAAAAACCUCAUCGGCUCAGAGCAAUCAAAGUGAUGGGGACCAGAUACGUUAAGGAGACACUCUAUUAGGUUGUAUUCCCAUUGGGCUAAACUAACUAUUAUUAAUUCAGUGCCUGAAGUAUUACAAAUGUGCCCCAUUAGUGCAAUCGACCAUCUGGCUAGGCUCACUGUGUAGGAAGCCAGGCUGUUCCAAGUAUUCAGAUACAGCACACUAUUUUGGAAGUACUGGCAGAAUCUGUUGGCACAUAAACCAAUAAAAUAGAAAUAGAAACCCUAUCAGUAAUAAUCAAAGCUACAACUCUGGAAUGCAUGCCGGCGUAUGUGGCAAAGUACAGUGGUACCUCGGGUUAAGUACUUAAUUCGUUCCGGAGGUCCGUUCUUAACCUGAAACUGUUCUUAACCUGAAGCACCACUUUAGCUAAUGGGGCCUCCUGCUGCCGCCGUGCCGCCGGAGCACAAUUUCUGUUCUCAUCCUGAAGCAAAGUUCUUAACCCGAGGUAAUAUUUCUGGGUUAGUGGAGUCUGUAACCUGAAGCGUAUGUAACCCGAGGUACCACUGUAUAUGGAAUGGGGGCAGCACCCAGCAAGGAUCCUGCCAAUUCUCUAUAAAAUGUCUGGGGUGGGAGAAGACUGAUUUAAAAUGCCAACGUAAGUAAGUGGGGGGCUUGGUGCUCUUGCUCAUAUUGUUUCACCCUGUGAGAAAGGAGGAGCAGUCCCAUUGGGAGUCAAAUAGCUUUUUUAAAAAACAACAACAUCAGAGGGAUGAAUGUAUGAGGGAGCAGGGCUGGUCCAAGACAUUUUGGCGCCUGAGGCAAACCACAAAAUGGCUCCCCUUUCUCUUCUGAGUGAAGAUCUCCAUCAGGAACAAGGGGGGAAUGAAGAUCUACAUCAGGAUCUGUGGCCCUGUGGAUCCUGCCGCCUGAGGCAGUUUCCUUACCUUGCCUCAUGGUUGGGCUGGCCCCGGAAGGGAGGAUUCUGCUCCCUUCUCCUACCUGCCCAGUCUGUGCUUUAAUUCACCCACUCCACCACUGAGAUACGGUGCGACCUCAUCGUCACAUGGACAAAUAAUAUGUACGGUGAAUUGGGAGCACAGUGCAGCCAGAAUGUUCCGUGUUUUAAGAUUGCUUAAUGUCCUUCAGUGUACCCGAAGGAGCGUCUCCACCCCCAUCAUUCAGCCCAGACACUGAUAUCCAGCUCUGAGGGUCUUCUGGCGGUUCCCUAACUGCAAGAAGUGAAGCUACAGGGAACCAGGCAGAGGGCCUUCUCGGUAGUGGCGCCCGUCCUGUGGAAUGCCCUCCCAUCAGAUGUCAAGGUAAUAAACAACUACCUGACUUUUAGACGACAUCUGAAGGCAGCCCUGUUUAGGGAAGUUUUUAAUGUUUGGUGUUUUAUCAUAUUUUUAAUAUUCUGUUGGGAGCAGCCCAGAGUGGCUGGGGAAACCCAGCCAGAUGGGCAGGGUAUAAAUUAUUAUUAUUAUUAUUAUUAUUAUUAUUAUUAUUAUUAUUAUUAACACUAGCACAGGGUUGCCAACCUUUGGGGGCUUGGGGGCACAUUUACCCACUUUAGUCAUGGGUAUAUCACACACACACACACACACACACACGACAACCCAUUCUUUGGGCUACAAUAGAUUGCUUCUUUCAAGCCUGAUUUAUUGGGGUGGGGGGAAUCUCUGAAGAUGCAAGGUAAGGCUUUCUGUGCAGCCAUGUGCGCCACAUUGGCAAUCUCUGCACUAGCAAAAUGUCUGCCGUUAUGGCCUCUCACUCGGGUUAUGCGUGACCUGUAUCCCUUUGACUGCAUGUGUUCUCAAAAGUUACAAGGCUGGAAUGGAAACAGUGGAGCGAGAAGAGCCAAAUGUAGACAGCUGGCCUUUCAGCAGAGAUAUUGAGCGGCCUUGCUUUCCAUCUCUCAGCUGCAGCCUGAUGGAAUGGCUGUUGCCAGGUGACUGUGAAGAAAGGAUGGGCCUGAUGAAUCGGGUCUCUUGGAAGAACCCAUUGGAGUGAUUCUCUCCUUCCUUCUCUCCCUCUCUCUAAUGAAGCCUGAUGGAAUUGAGAGAGUAGAGAAUUACACCCUCAGUCACAACUGCAAUGGAAGAUUAAGGUGGAAUCUAGACACAUACAAAAAACCUUGUGAAAAUGUGUGUGUUGUUAGUGUUUUGAAAAAAUAUAUCGAAUUUGCCACAAGCUUCCCAUUGCCAUUUAGUGUCACAUUUAUAUAAUGCACUUAAAACACACUUUAAACGUUAUAUUUGCAGCUGUAUAGCUGAGUCCCGAAUCUAUUCUCCAAGUCUGCCGACUCCAGCCAUUGAGAAUAAAGCCGGCAGUUCUCUUCACAAAGCCACAUCUUGGCUUCUGCCUCUUGGUGACACUGAUGUGACAGAACUUGACUGCUAUGUAGAUGCUACAUCGGUCACCUUAACAACGAACAUGCUGACAUAGAAAACCAAACCUCAGGCAUUAAAGUAUAGCGGACACAGGCAGCUAUACUGCUUCAGUAUUAUCCAGGAAUGUAUUGAUGGAUUUUGGAAAACUGUUGAUUUGUUGUGGCAUUCCACUUGGGAAAAAACAUAAUAAAAUCAAUACAGGGUUGGAUACAGACUAAGUUAGAUAUACAGUGGUACCUCGGUUUUCGAAUGUAAUCUGUUCUGGAAGACUGUUCGAGUUCUGAAACUUCUGAAAACCAAAAACUCAAUAGCCAACAGCUAGGCCUCAGGUUCUUACACUCAGCGGAAGCCGCGUGGCAUGUUCGACUUCCAAGGCUUGUUCGAAAACUGAAGCAUUUACUUCUGGGUUUAUGGCGUUCAAAAACCAAAAUGUUCAUUAACGAAGAUGUUCGAAAACCGAGGUACUACUGUACUUAAUUCCUGUUGAAAUCAAUGGGAUGUGUCCUGAGCAUACCUGAAGGAGCAUCUCCACUCCCAUUGUGCCCAUCCGCUGAGGGUCUUCUGCUGGUUCCCUCACUGCGAGAAGCGAAGUUAUAGGGAACCAGGUAGAGGGCCUUCUCAGUAGUGGCGCCCUCCUUGUGGAACUCUCUCCCUUCAGCUGUCAAGUAGAUAAAAAAACUACACAACUUUUAGAAGACAUCUGAAAGCAACAUCUGUAUCAGGAAGUUUUUUGUAUUUGUUGUUUUAUUAUGCUUUUAUAUGUGCUGUAAGCCACCCAGAGUGGCUGGGGAAACCCAGCCAGAUGGGCAGGGUAUAAAUAAUAAAGCGUGUUCUCCCUCAUGGAGAGCAUGUGUUGCGGUGGGGGCUGACGAGACACCUCAUUGUUGCUAGGCAAAAGGUUUGGCAUUUCUUUUAAGCAGGGGCGGGUUGUUACUGGGGAAAUUUAUAUGUUGCCAUUUAUUGACUGACAGCCCUAUUUGCUAAAUACAUUGCAAGCAGCGACGAACUUCUUCUCUUCACUGCGUGCUUCGGAUCACCCGCCCCCCCCCCAAGGUUAGGCUGUUUGCUUGACCUUGCUAUGCCUGUCAUGGGGUCGCCUGCCUUGGGGGCAGGGGCCCGGUAGGAAUUUUGUCCAUUUGGCUGAUUGGCUGGUGCCAUUUGGUUUUUGCCUACUGCGUAGUAAAUCGUCACAACUUGUAAGGUUGCGGUUAGGCAUUGGUUUGGGAAUUGGUUGGUGGAGGGGUAUGGAUUUGGCUGUCCCUACCCCUCCAAAAUGCUGCUGCUGCUGCAAGGGUUUUCCGUUAAAGGAACCCAGGGGCUCCCCAUGCUUUUGUCCGAACCCCCUGGCAAGGGGCUAGGGCCACGCAAGAGCCUCUGGGAGCAUUCUGGGGAGAGGUGAGGCAUGGCUCCCAGCCCCAUCUCUCUCCCCAGGUGACUUACCCUUUCUGACUUCGCGGGGGGUGUGAAUGUCAGAGCUGUCCCCGUGCGGGGUCAGUUAGUGCUACCAGUGCCUAAGCAACCACUCACAUUGCUGUUAAUUUAAUAAAGUUGUGGCCAAAAUUAUGCCAAAACCCUUAAACAAAAAUUAAGUGUCAUUGUGUUUUUAUUUGGGGUGUCUUGGGGACCUCAACGCGCAAAAGCAGCAGCAGCAGCAUACUGAUUUCAGUGGGGCCUACAUGCAUCUAACACAUUUCCAAUUCAACCCAUAAAACUCACGGGCCCAUGCAGGGCUUCAAACGAAUGUCAGUUCUUCUUAUCCAAGAUGGUCGUCUGAUCUUGGAGUCUUUGGUUAUUCACCUCCUUCUGUUCUGUCCUCACUUUCAGUUCCUCUUUUGCCCUCCAUCUCCAGCUCCUUGUUUCCAAGGCUCUCAUUUCUCCUGCUACUUCAAUGACUACUGCUGAAGUUUCCCUCUAAUUAUCCGCUGCCCCCCCCAAAAAAAACCUGAUUUGCUUUCUAGACUAAUUUGGCACUCAAAUCCUGCCACUCCUAAACAGCCAUGCUGGUUUCAAGCACCGCAUAACAUAGACCAGUGCCCCCAAUACAGCCUUGUGGAUCAAGGUCAGAAUGACAUCAUCUGUCAUCGGUGUUGGAGAAACAGCAUGCGGACAAUGGAAGACGUCUGAGUUAUAUCACAAUACUGGGAUCAAAAGGAACAUAUUACAAAUAUUAUAAUAAGACCAGUGAUUUCUUUUGAAAGGGAAUGAUCUGAAGUCACAAACAUCUGCUUGAGAGUGCAAGGAGAUUUAAAAAAGCCCAGUUAUAAAAACAUUCCAAUUAAAGACUUGGAAUGCUUGGAAUACUUUUCUAGCUAUGUAAGUUGGUGCAACUGAUAACGUAGCUUGACAUGUUUUACAUUAUUUCAACUCCUUUUAUUUGCAUAAGGAACAGAUAAACAGAAAGCACCUUUUAGAUUUUCCAACUAUUAACGUUAUUGGUUAAUAGUUAAAUGAUUGGUUAGCGUACAGUUCAUCUGGUUUGAUUAGCAGACUUUCUAAAAAAAACAACAGUUUUUAGUAACUUUUACCAACUGAAUUGCAGGAAGAAAUGUUAUCAUUAUUUAACACACAAUCCUUGAUCAAUAACCAAUAUCAGUGUAGAACUGGGGGCGGGGGGCGGGCGGGGAGAGAGAGAGACUUGUUCCUUCAUAAACCUUUUUAAAUAAAUAUAUCUAUACCAGUCAUUUACAAUGAAACCAAUAGUUUCAUGGAAUUAUGGCUAUUAUCAACUCAUUCAAAUAGACAUAUUUAAGCAUUCUAUGCAUAUUUACAUGGGAGUUAGGAGUCUUACUCCAACUGAGCUCAAUUGUGAUUUGCUUUUUGCAUAGACAUGCAUAGGAUCACACCACAUAGCAGUUAAUAUAUCCAUCUUCUUUGUUGCUGUGCCACUAAUAGUGUUUCCUUAGCCAACCACUCUGAAACUGAUAUGAAUGUUGGCAGCUUCCAGUGUUUUGCAAAUGCAAUAUUGGUAGCCACUAAAAGUUUCUCAGUAGACCUCAUUAAAUCUUUCAAAACCUUUAUAAACCUUGGCCAUGAUCCAGCUAUAUCCAAAUGCUACUUUUUAUGAUAUGUAAUGUCCAGACUAUAUUCAAAAUAAAACUUUACUUUCAUAAAUGUAUAACUGAGAAAAACAUAUCUACGAUUUCAUGCUUAUUCACUUUGUUUAUUAUAGAGAGCACAGGUUUCUCCCUAUUAACAUUUAGGGAUCUUCCUCUGUCUGCUUCACCCCAUACAGACCACACUGGCACACACCGUCCUCAGCAGCAGCCAGCGAAACUUCUCAGCAGCAAUUCUCUUUCACAAACAGAGAGAGAGAAGAACAGAAAACAGUUAAAAAUGACAGUUACUUGAAUAACAGUCACAACAGAAGGGAAUGCCUCGCUCAUGUGACUCACAGUCAGCCAAUCAGACGAGAGAGCUACUGCCAAAGGAAAAACCCGAUGCUAAAAAUACACAGCAAUUCAACAUAAGCAAAGAUUCCCAUUUCAGGAAGUUGAACACUUAUUCUUAACAUACAUGGGAAUGAUCAGGGAUGCAGGAGAGGAUAUAUUGUUUGAUUAUAGCCUUUCCAACUUGUGUAAACAAGUUAACAAUUUAGCAGAGUAACAUUCCCCAUUUUAAACUUGCAGCGGAUGCAUUUGCUCAGGCUCGCUAAAGCCUCUAUAAUAACUGUUCUGGUAUUUUCCCCUUAUUCCCUCAUAAAAGAUAAGACACGACACAGUCUUCUAUAAAAGUAUAAAAAGAAUUUACUCACAUUCUGUUCACAAUUGGAUCCCAGAAAGCACACUUAGUUUAGAAAAGUAACAUACACCUGGAAACUAUCCCAUAAAGAGACAGUCCUUUUGUCCUCUCUUGGCUGGAAGCCAAGAGAGCAUCUUUGGCUAAGCAGAUGUUGCUUCUUCGAUGCACGUAGUCAAAAAGAGAGAGAUGGCUGCCCUGCCCUGUGCUUUUGUCAUUACCUGCACAGGUGAGGCCACGCCCACCGCUAGUCACAUGCAGAGGAAGUCUGUCCCAGCCUAGAAGGAAACAGGAAGUUUACCUGCUGGCUGCACAAACAUUCCUCCCCAUGCGUAAACAUGUUCACUCUAGGAACGUUGUACUUGACUGCUCUUGUGUUUCACAUCCCACAACAUACUAGUCACAAAUAACACAACUUGUGGCACCAGAUGAUGCUGUGCAUUGCCAUCCAUAUUGAAAGAUGACAGUUUAAGCAAUUAAAGAACAAUUACAGCAUAUCCACUCCCCAUCUCAAAGUAGCUGCUUUCUGCAAACUACGGGAUUUAACAGGGUAAGCAAAGAUGUCUUUGGGACUACAGCACGGCUUUCCACUUGAGAAUCUAAUGACCCUCCUUGCCUCCAUCGCCCCAUAAGUCUUAUUCCAACCCACCACUUGGUUACUAUUGUUUUUAUAUAAAGCAGCAUGCUGUGCACUCAUUAUAUUAAUACUGCAUGCAAUCAUAUAAUGAGUUUUAGUAGCAGAAAUGGAAAGGGAAUAGCAUCACAUGUCUUCCAUUAGAGGCCCUAUGUUUUUGAACUAGGAAGGCAUCCAGAUAUUGCUGUCAAUAGAGCAACCCAAAGAGGACAACAGCAGAGAACCAAAGUUAAGUGCCAAGCCUAUCUGAACAAGCAUAUUUUUAUCUACACCUUAAGAGCCAUUGUGCAAAGGAGAUAUUAUCUCUGCUUUUUUAAAGAGGCUAAUGAAAAACAUAAGAAACACUUGUGGUCCUUCAGAUGUUCUUCCAGAUCCAUUGAGCUCCCUCCACCAUGGUUGGUGGUCAGGGAUGAUGGGAGUUGGGGGUCUAGCGACAUUCAGAGGGCCACAGAGUCCCCAUCUUUCGCAUAAAGACAUAAAAAACACAUUCUUCUCACAGCAAGUAUGCUAUUGUGAACUUGGUAAAGGUAAAGGGACCCCUGACCAUUAGAUCCAGUCUUGGCCCACUCUGGGGUUGCGGCGCUCAUCUCGCUUUAUUGGCCGAGGGAGCUGGCGUACAGCUUCCGGGUCAUGUGGCCAGCAUGACGAAGCUGCUUCUGGUGAACUAGAGCAGCGCAAGGAAAUGCUGUUUACCUUCCCACUGGAGCGGUACCUAUUUAUCUACUUGCACUUUGACAUGCUUUCGAACUGCUAGGUUGGCAGGAGCAGGGACCGAGCAAUGGGAGCUCACCCCGUCGCGGGGAUUCAAACUGCCGACCUUCUGAUCGGCAAGUCCUAGGCUCUGUGGUUUAACCCACAGUGUCACCCGCGUCCCUGUUGAGGGACUGGAGAUGACCAUAAACAUGCAAGGGCAUCUUUGCCUUUGAGGUAUGGGCAAAAAAGGUAAGGUAAAGGACCCCUGGAUGGUUAAGUCCAGUCAAAGGCAACUAUGGGGUGCAGCACUCAUCUCGCUUUCAGGCCGAGGGAACUGAAGUUUGUCCACAGACAGCUUUCUGGGUCAUGAGGCCAGCAGGACUAAAUUGCUUCUGGCACAAUGGGACACUGUGCCAGAAACCAGAGCACACGGAAACGCUGUUUACCUUCCUACCUAUUUAUCUACUUGCACUGGUGUGCUUUCGAACUACUAGGUUGGCAGGAGCUGGGACAGAGCAACGGGAGCUCACCCCGUCGCGGGGAUUUGAACCGCUGACCUUCUGAUCGCAAGGGACUGAACUACAAGGGACCUUCUUUGUACAGUGGUCUAGGAGUAGGUUAGCAGAGAUUGCCACGUCUACCCUUAUUCCAGAGGUAUAUUCUACUUCUUACACUAAAAUUCAAAUCUCUGCUAGUUAAACACCUAUAAGAGUUUGGAAACUCAUGUGUAUAUAUUACUAAGAAUUACUACUGUUUAUAAUUCACAGUAUCCUGUGAGCAAUUUGGAUCCAGAGUAUAAGCCUGGUCUUCUACCCUAAUUGGAGCACAAAUGAAACACCUUAUAAUAGGUGAGCUUAGAAGAACCUACAAGUAAUAUGUUAUAAUUUAUCAGGCACUGAAAUAAUACAUUAAAAGUUCAUUUUAUUAAAAUUGGAUGGCAAUAUCUCUGCGUCCCGUUCUGUUUGAAGAGGAAAGUUUAAAUAUAUUGCAGGGAGGAAAAGUGUAGACAAUGUUUAGAAAUCAAAGCAAGCUGAUUGGCGGCCCAAAGCAAAUCACUUAAUAAUAGAUCAAAAUAUCACAUGCCAAACAGCUGUAGAGGCUAAUUCCUGUUUCCUUAGAAGAUAGGGGGAACGUUUGAAGACAAAAUCUGUGCCAAAAUCACUGCAAAGUACGGGGAGACAUUUUGCCCCAUAUUAAUCACUGUCAUAUUGGAUAAACUUGUAGACCAACAUUUUGACAUGAAGGAAUGCAAUGAAGAUCACUGGAUACUAAACAGCAACAGAAGACUGUGAUGAAUACAAGCAUAGAGGAAGAAGGUGCCUAUGGAAUAGUAUCAGACACAUUAUCUGAGGCAGGCUAGGCUUGGUUUGUCCUAUAUAAUACCUACAACGUGUAUGUGAAAGUCUAAGGAAGGAUAAUUUGGAAAAUCCACAUGACGUCUGAAUAAAAUAUUCAAACGAUAUCUUGGGCCUGAAAUACCUCUUCUAGCACUUACAUUUUACAGGGCAGGUGUUAAAACUGUGACGUAUAUAUUUAAAUCGUACGGAAAGUUUGCGUUCUUAAUAUGAAAUAAUUUGCUUGCUUUCUCAGUUUUUCCAAAUCCCACGAAUCCAGUCAAAGCGAAGCAAUUUGAAGUCCCAUUAAUUUCAAGUCCCCUUUUAAGCACCUGCUCAACUAUUCUCAUUGGAAUCACUGGGAUUUGGGGUAGAUUGUACUCAUAAAGCUGUACUCGCAAAAUUGGUGAGGAACCCAACAGGAGUGAGUGGGGAAACCAGGGCACUUUUCCCCCCCAGCUGAAACUCACUGGAACUCAGUUCUGGCACUCCUUAGGCGAGUGCCAUUGCCAUCAUAAGGGAACAAGGGAGGUGUUCAUGGUGAGCUCUGGCACCUCUUUUCCUAGAAAAAUAGCAAUGGGGGUGGGAUUAAACAGGUGCUUUGUAAGCACAGUGCUCAGCCCAGGGCUUUCCAUUGCUAUACUUCCAUGUUGUUAAUCUUCCUUCCAAAACAAACAGCAGCAGCAGCAGAUGAGCAAAGAAGGCUCAGGUCUAUAGACGAGCUGCAAUCUUGGCUUUUCAUAGGCCAAGAGACAUCCCCAUUGCACCUACUGUCACCGUCCCAACAAUAAAGGUCACAUAGUGAUAUUGCUGUUGGUCUCUAUUUGGUCCCUCAUUCCACCCAUACCCCCUCCUUAAAACCACCACUUUAUAAGAACACAAGAAGAGGAUCAAACCAUCAGUCCAUGUAGGUCAGCAUCCUACUUUGCACUAUGGCGAAUUUGAUGCCUCCUGGAAGCCCACCGGCUUGAAAAUGAACCGCUCCGUCUCACUAAUGCUCACCUGCAAUUGGUACAGUGCCUCUAAACCUGGUGAAUCUAUUUAGCUAUGAGUGCCAACAGCCACUGAAAGAUCUCUCUUCCUCUAUGAAUACGACCGAUCCUCUUUUAAAACCAUCAGAGUUAUGUAGCUAUCUUGUGGUGGCUGCAAAUUACAUAAAUUAACUAUUCAUUAUGGGAAGAAGUCCAGUGAAUAUCAGUGGUGACCCUGAGUUCUGGAAUGAAAGAGCUGUGCGGGGUUUUGUUUUUGUUUUUUUAAUCCUCUGUAACUCCUUCCUUCCCACUGUCCAUAAAUUUACAUGCUUUGUUUUCCUGUCUCUAAACAAAUAAAAUGCAAUUCUUUAUUUUAUUUAUAAUAUUUCUCAUCCUUCCUCCUGGGAAAGAUUGGGAGGGUGCACAGUAUAAUGUAAUUUUCAAAAAAUCUAUUAUUAUUAUUAUUAUUAGCUUCUAGCAAAAUAUAAAAAAAUAAUAAAAUGUCAGACAGAUGUUACCUUCAGAUGUUUUCUAAAAGUUGUGCAGUUUUUUAUCUUCUUGACAUCCGAAGGGAGGGCAUUCCACUGCUGAGAAAGCCCUCUUCCUGGUUCCGUGUAACUUCACUUCCCGCAGUGAGGGAACUGCUAGAAGGCCCUCGGUGCUGGACCUCAGUGUCCAGGCAGAAUGAUGGAGGUGGAGACGCUCCUUCAGGUAUACUGGGCCGAGGCCAUUUAGGGCUUUAAAGGUCAGCACCAACACUUUGAAUACUGCUUGGAAACGUACCGGGAGCCAAUGUAGGUCUUUCAGGACCGGUGUUAUAUGGUCUCGGCAGCCGCUCCCAGUCACCAGUCUAGCUGCCGCAUUCUGGAUUAAUUGCAGUUUCUGGGUCACCUUCAAAGGUAGCCCCACGUAGAGCGCAUUGCAGUAGUCCAAGUGGGAGAUAACUAGAGCAUGCACCACUCUGGCAAGACAGUCCGCAGGCAGGUAGGGUCUCAGCCUGCAUGCCAGAUGGAGCUGGUAGACAGCUGCCCUGGGCACAGAAUUGACCUGCGCCUCCAUGGACAGCAGUGAGGCACACCUGGCCCUUCAGGGGCACAGUUACCGUAUUCAGGACCAGGGAGUCGCCCACAUAUAGAUGCCUGUAGUCAUUUGUCCUAAGAAAGAUGCUACAGCCCCUUAUCACCCCAACUGCCAUUAUCUGUACCUGUCCAGCAGUACAUUAUUAUUUUUGAGAAGGCACAAUCAGAUUUCCUAGGCACAAUCAUUUUCCUAGUUAAUCGCCACCAGUCAAACCUCAUCACUUAUAUGCAAAGGGAGGGUUCCCCCACACACAACUGUACAUCACUUUAUACUUCAUUAGCACUGAAAGACAUUUGCCAUUUUUUCGACCAUUCCCCCAGUUUGGUGGUACCUUUUGGAGCUCUUAGUGAUCCAUUUGGGCUUUCACCAUCCUGAAUAAAUUGAUGCCCUUUCCCAACUUGUCCAGUUCAUGUCCACUUUUGUUCAUUCACCUAAUGGCUAAUUAGAUUUCCCGCUUCAGAUGCUAAAAUAGCUUGGGCUGGGCUUAGUUAUAAUAAUAAUAAUAAUAAAUUUUUAUUUAUCUCCCGCCCUCCCCAGCCGAAGCUGGGCUCAGGGCGGCUAACAACAAUAAAAUAAUACAACAUUCUAAAAUCAUUUCAUUAUAAAAUUAAUUCAAAUCAAAUUGAUGGCAACUAUUGGGCUAGAGUUCUGUGAAGAUUGCCAAAGGAGGGAGUCAGGCUGUGCCCUGGCCAAAGGCCUGGUGGAACAGCUCUGUCUUGCAGGCCCUGCGGAAAGAUGUCAAGUCCCGCAGGGUCCUAGUCUCUUGUGGCAGAGCGUUGCACCAGAUCGGAGCCACAGCUGAAAAAGCCCUGGCUCUAGUUGAGGCCAGCCUAACCUCUCUGUGGCCUGGGACCUCCAAGAUGUUUUUGUUUGAAGAUUGUAAGUUCCUCCGUGGGACAUACCAGGAGAGGCGGUCCCGUGGGUACGAGGGUCCUAGGCCGUAUAGGGCUUUGAAGGUUAAAACCAGCACCUUAAACCUGAUCCUGUACUCCACCGGGAGCCAGUGCAGCUGGUAGAGCACCGGGUGAAUGUGAUCUCGCAGCGAGGACCCCGUAAGGAGGUCACUAACAUUUCUAUUCCUAAAUGCUACUGAUGUUCCUGCCGCUACAGCUCCAAAACAGAGGUGAGAAGCCCUCUGCUAUCUGACAUCCUAGGAUGUGAGAACAACCUUUAUUCCCCCAUUAACUUCUCGGAGUUUGGCAUCAAAACAACUUUUUCUCCCGUCUCUUGCUGUUGUUUAUUGACCACGCUCCCACGAUCUUCGCCUUCUAAUCAAGCGAAGCACACGAAAGAACAACGGGCAAGGAUUUCGGAGAGUGCUCAGAAAACGAUGGCAGAUAAAGCACUGAAGCUUUAGCAAAUUCCAUUUUCUAAUCCGGACUAAAUUCUCUUGGAAGCCAGCCCUCCUGGGUGAGUUUGAUUUCGGAGAUAAUAGAGCCUUUUGGAGUUGCUCAUAACUUUUAAAAUGAUUAUAAACAUGUGUCCUGGGAACAUAGGAAAGCUGAAGAUCUUGGACUGCAAGAAGAUCAAACCUAUCCAUUCUGAAGGAAAUCAGCCCUGAGUGCUCACUGGAAGGACAGAUCGUGAAGCUGAGGCUCCAAUACUUUGGCCACCUCAUGAGAAGAGAAGACUCCCUAGAAAAGACCCCGAAGUUGGGAAAGAUGGAGGGCACAAGGAGAAGGGACAACAGAGGACGAGGUGGUUGGACAGUGUUCUCAAAGCUACCAGCAUGAGUUUGACCAAACUGCGGGAGGCAGUGGAAGACAGGAGUGCCUGGCGUGCUCUGGUCCAUGGGGUCACGAAGAGUCGGACACGACUAAACGACUAAACAACAAAAGCAGUUCAUAUGCUUUUUUUGAGCAGAGAACUGUGUUGCAAAAUUCAGGGAAGUGUAAAAACGGAACGAUAAUUGUGUUCCGAUCUAUUUGCAAGUCCAGGAAGCGUGACUCAGGCUGGCUGGCUUAAAAAUGUGGGCCAGACAAAAUCACUGAGCAUCCCUACUGGUGAUAUAUAUGUACAGUUAUAGCUGUUUGUUGGGUUUGUGUUUUGCAGCUGCAGCAAUGGGCUGCUGCACCUGCGUUGCAUCAGGGCCAAUGAAUUUAAAGGAUUAUUAGUGUUCCUGGGCCUCUUUACAAUGUGUGAUGACAUGUUUAGUUGUAGUGGUGGUCAGCUCAGGUUCAAUGCAGUAAUGAUGAAGCGAUCAUCUCAGCAUAUACUUUUUCUCAAGUGUUUACAUGCUAUGGGCUGCGGCCGGUGGAUGGCUCAAUAAGUCCCUUUACCACCUUAGAUUCUUGUCUUGCAAAAGUCAGCCUUGUCAGUGCGAAGUGAAAAGACUUUAAAAACCAAAAAACCAAAAACCAUCAUUUAAUUAAUCUAGAUUUCCAAGGUAGCCUACAAAAGAGAACCACAAAGCAAAUCUAAAAGAGAUCAAAAACAUCAGAAACAAAAGCAGUUAUCGUAGCAACACUAAAAAUGCAAAAAGCAGUCAAUAUAAAAUCAGCGCAAAGUCUAAGGACUGGCCGUUUAAAGAGCACGGACUAUGUUUUGCUCCCUUAAAGAAAUGCAGUGGUAUAUUCUAAGCUGCAGUCCCUUGAAAUCCUGUAAAGACCCAUGCAGCCUGCUCCUAUGUAAACUUAUCUGGAAGAAAAGCCCACUCUGUUGGCUGGGGUUUGCUUCAAAUUAGGUGUGCAUGGGCAACCCUCCCAGUGGCACACCAAUAAAACCGCCAGCACAUUUGCAAAAGCUAAGCAGGGUCCGGUAUGGUUUCGAAUUGGAUGGGGUACCGUGUGUUGAGAUUUCUGCAUUGCAGGGUGUUAGACCUCGGGGUCCCUCCCAAUGCUAUGAUUCUAAAUGUAGCCUACAUUUGGUAAAAAUGUGAACGUAAGCAAGAAUUUGGGUUGUUUCUUCCUCCCCACUCCACCCAAAUCUUGUUUUCUACAAAGUGAUUCAGUCAGUGCAGUAUGGAAUGCUGUUGAACAAAGCAACACAUCUAUAAUAAAACACAAGACAUUAACUUAAGUAUAUAGGCUCGGGCGUGGGAACUUUUUCCAUUUAUAUUUUAUUUCUUUAACCUAGCCAGUACGCUGGUAGUUUGCAUGCUGCAUACGUUAUGGUGGCAUUCGACCUAAGAGAGCCCUGAGCAGUUUCCACUGACACAACCAUCUGGAAAAUAUAUACAUUUUGUGUAUAUAUAAACCCUCCCUCUCUAAGGCAUGCAGUACGUUGAAGAGUCAACUUCUGUGGGCUUUAGGUGCCCCCUGGUGGAAAAAACCUGCACCAUAGAUGCUAAGAACUGUGUCCAGAAUCAUCUCUGUCAAGAGAAAUUCCACAAUCUUCAAAACUCACAAUUGAGAAAGAACCUCUAUUAUAACCAACAAAAAUGUCACAUAAUAGCAAGUGAGCUUCUGGAGUUCUCCAGAACUUUCCGUCAGGCUGAAUGUAAAGUAAAACUGGGAGGAAACUGAGAUUGUAGUUUGCAUUUGAUCCCUGCCUUCAGAUGAGGCUGCUGAAUUUUAUGUUUUCAAAAAGGGAGAUCAGCCAUUGUGUGCUUCUUUGCCUUGGCAGACCUGGGUGCAAUCUAAAAACUUUAUAGGAUCUAGUUCAGCUUAAUCCAAUUAAAUCUCCUCCAAUCGACUGCAAUGCAAGGCAAAAGAGAUGCAACCUCAUUGUCCUCUGCCCUCCCAGGCUUAAACAAGCAGUGCAGAAUUGAGGGGAAAAUAAUGUCCUGCAUCCCUCCAUCCGUUUCUUGGUUCUGGAGAGUAUAUACAGUCGUACCUCAGAAGUUGAACACCUUGAGAGUCGAAUGUUUUGGCUCCCGAAUGACACAAACCCAGGAGUGUUCUAGUUUGCAAACGUUCUUUGGAACUCAAACGUCCGAUGUGGAUUCCACAGUUUUUGAUUGGCUGUCUGUACCAUCUGUACCAUCCUUCAAGAAACCCAGUCUCCAUGCCAAGGGCAACACAAGCAACAUAGGAAGCUGCCAUAUACCAAGUCAAAACCAUUUGUCCAUCUAGCUCAGUAUUGUUUACAAUGACUGACUGACUGACUGACCAACCGACCGACCGACCGAUUGACCGACCAACCAACCAACCGACUGACUGACCGACCAACUGACUGACCAACCGACCAACCGACCGACCGAGCGACCAACCAAGCAACCAAGCAACUGACCAACCAACCUACCAAUCGAACAACCAACCAACCAACUGAAUGACCAACCAACUGACUGACCGGCCGAUCAACAAACCGACCAACCGGCCGACCGACCGAUCGACCCACCAACCGACCAACCAAGCAACCAACCGACCAACCGACCAACCGACCAACCAAUCAACCAACCAACCAACCAACUGAAUGACCAACCAACUGACUGACCGGCCGAUCGACAAACCGACCAACCGAUCGACCGAACAACCGACCGACUGACUGGCCGAUCGACCAACCAACCAACCGAUCAACUAACCGACCAACCAACCAACCAACCAACCAACCUACCAACUGACUGACCGACCGACCGACCAACCAACCGACUAACCGACCAACCGACCAACCGAUCGACCGAACAAUCAACCAACCAACCAACCAACCAACCUACCACCUGACCGACUGAUUGAUCGACCAACCAACCAACUGACCGACCGAACAACCGAUCAACCGACCAGCCAACCAAGCAAGCAAUCAACCGACCAAGCAACCAAGCAACCAACCUUUGAUGGCCUGGGAAUCUGAUUCAGAGGCUGAACCGAAGGAAUCCCAGCCUGCACAGGAGUCCGCGCCUCCAGGGCCGGCUCAGCCGGGUCAGGGCCUUGAAUCUGAAGGGCCUGCACCUGUGCCGGACCCUCAGGAGCAGACACCAGAUGAAUCCACUCUGGCUCCCGAGGUGAUUGAGGACCCACUGCCUGCAGGUGCUCCUCUCCCAGCUCUGUCAGGAGAAGGCAAGGCUGCCUCUGGGUCCAAUAACCCUCCAGCCUCUCCUGAGCUGCAGAGGCUCAGGGCAGAGAGGCGGAGGGAACUAGGUUCUCUCAGGAAGAGUGCUCGCCUUAAGGCCAGGAGAGGCGAGUCACCUGUGGGCCGGGACCGCCCUAGGCCCCAGAGGAGAUAAAGGCCAGUCAGCCCAGUCCCAGGUUGCAGGAGCAACGACGUUGGAAACCUGUUUCUGCCAACACCCAGACCUGUUUUUCCGGAAUUCCCGACCACGCCCGGCUUCUUGCUUUGGACCCCGCUCUGCCCUUGGUGGACUGUCUCCAGACCCUCGGCCCGGGACCGGACUCUGACCACGCCUCAUGGUAACUCCCCCCAGGACCAGCACACAACCAAGCAACCAACCAACCAACAAACCAACCAACCAACCAACCAACCAACCGACUAACUGACCAACCGACCAACUAACCAACCGCCCAACCAAUCAACCAACUAACCGACCGAACAACCGAUCAACCGACCGAACAACCUACCAACUGACCGGCCGGCCGACUGACUGACCGACCAACCAACCACCCAACCAACCAACUGACGAAUCGACCAAUCAACCGACUGACCAACCGACCAACCGAUCAACCAACCAACUGACCGACCGACCGACCAAUCGACCAAACAACCGACCGACCGACUAAUCAACCGAUCAACUGACCGACCAACCGACCAACCCACCAACCAAUCGACCGAUUGACCGACCAACCAACCAACCAACCAACCCAACAACCGAUCGAUCGACCGACCAACCGACUAAUCGACCAAUCAAACCGACCAACCGACUAAUCGACCGAUCAACCGACCGACCAACCGAUCAACCAACCAACCGAUUGACUGACCGAUCGACUAAUCGACUGACCAACCUACCAACCGACCGACUGACCAACCGACUGACCAACAAUCGACUGACCGACUAAUCAACCGAUCAACCGACCAACCGACUAAUCGACCGACCGACCAUUCGACCGAUUGACCGACCGACCAACUGACCGACCGACUGAUAAACUAACUGACUGACCAACCGACCAACCAACCAACUGACUGACCGACCAACCAACCAACCAACUGACUGACCGUCCGACCGAUCGACUGACUGACCAGCCAACCAACCGACCAACCGAACAACUGAUCGACCAACCAACCGACUAAUUGACCGAUCAACCAACCGACCGACCAACCAACUAACCGAUCGAGCGAACAACCGAUCAACCGACCAACAAACCAACCAAGCAACCGACGAACCGACCAAUCGACCAACCAAGCAACCGACCAACGGACCAACAAACCUACCAACCAACCAACCGACCGACCAACCAACUGAAUGAACAACCGAUCAACCGACCGACAAACCGAUCAACCGAUCGACUAAUCGACUGACUAACCAACCGAUCGACCAGCUGACUGACGGAUUGACUGACCAGCCAACCAACUGAAUGACCAACCGACCGACUGACCAACUGAUCGGCCGACAGACUAAUCGACCAACUGACCAUCCAACCUACCAAUCGACUGAACAAUCGAUCGACCAACCAACUGAUCGACCGAUCAACCAACCGACCGAUCGACCAACUAAUUGACCGACCAAGCAACCGAACAACCGACCGACCAACUGAAUGACCAACCUACCGACCGAACAACCGAUUGACCCACUGACCGACUAAUCAACUGAUCGAUCGACCGACCAACCAACCGAUCGACCGACCGACCGACUAAUUGACCAGCCAACCAACCAACCGACUAAUCGACCGACUAAUUGACUGAUCAACCAACCAACCAACUGAUUGACUGACCGACUAAUUGACCGACCAACCGAUCGACCGACUGACUAAUCGACUGACUGACCGACCGACCUAUCGACUAACCAACCAACCAACCAACUGAAUGACCAACCAACCGACUGACUGACCGACCGACUGACCAACCGACUGACCGACCGACCAACCAACCGAUCGCCCGAUCAAUCGACCAACCGACCGACCAACCUACCGACCGGCUAAUUGACCGACCAACCAACCUACCAACCGAUCGACCGACCAACCUACCGACCGGCUAAUUGACCGACCAACCAACCAACCAACCAACCUACAAACCAACUGAAUGACCAACCGAUCGACCAACCGACCAACCAACCGACUAAUCGACCGAUCAACCGACCGUUCAACCGACCGACUGACUGGCCGAUUGACCAACAGACGAACCAAACAACCGAUCAACUGACCGACCGAACAACCAACCAACCGACCUAACAACCGACUGACCGACCAACCAAACAACUGAACAACCGAUCAACCAACCGACAAACCAAUCGACUAAUCGACUGAUCGACUGACCGACCGACUAAUCAACCAACCGACCAACCAACCGACUAACUGACUGACCAACCAACCGACUGACCGACCGACUGACCGACCAACCAACCGACAGACCGACCGACCAACCAACCAAUCGACUGAUCAACCGACCGACCAACCGACCAACCGAACAACCAAUCGGCCGACCGAACAACCGACUAAUCAACCGAUCGACCAACCAACCAACCGACUGACCAACUAAUCGACCAACUAAUUGACCGAUCAAACGACCGACCAAGCGAUUGACCGACCGACUAAUCGACCGACCAAGCGAUCGACCAACCAACUAAUCGACCGACUAAUCAACCGAUCGACCGACCAAUCUACCGACCGACUGACUGACCGACCGACCAACCAACCAACCUACCAACCAACUGAAUGACCAACCAACCGACCGACCGACCGACUGACCGACCAACCGACUGACCGACCAACCGACUGACCAACCGAUUGACUGAUCGACUGAUCGACCGAUCGACCGACCGAUCGACCGAUCAACCAACCAACCAACCGACCAACCAACCGACCAACCUACCAACCGACUGACCAACCAACCGACCAACCGACUAACCAACUGACCGACCGACCAACCGACCAACCUACUGACCGGCUGAUUGACCGACCAACCAACCAACCAAUCAACCUACCAACCAACUGAAUGACCAACCGAUCGACCGAUCGACCGACCGACCGACCGACCGACUGAUCGACCAACCGACUAAUCGACCGAUCAACCGACCGUUCAACCGACCGACUGACUGGCCGAUUGACCAACCAAACAACCAAUCAACCGACCGACCGACCAACCGACCAACCAACUGACCAACCAACCAACCAACCAACCAACUGAACAACCGAUGAACCAACUGACAAACCGAUCGACUAAUCGACUGAUCGACUGACCGACUGACUGACUAAUCAACCAAUCAAACGACCAAGUGACCAACCGACCAACUGACCAACCGACUAACCGACUGACCAACCAACCAACCGACUGAUCGACCGAUCAACCGACCGACUGAACAACCAAUCAGCCGACCGAACGACCGACUAAUCGACCGACUAAUCAACCGAUCGACCAACCAACCGACCAACCGACCGACUAAUCAACCAACUAAUUGACCGAUCAACCGACCGACUAAUCGACCGAUCGACCGACUGAUUGACUGACCAACCAACCAACCAACCUAUCAACCAACUGAAUGAUCCAACCAACCGACUGACCAACUGACCGACCGACUGACCGACCGACUGACCGACCAACCGACUGACCAAACGAUCGACUGAUCGACCGAUAGACCGACCGACAGACCAACCGACCGACUGAUCAACCAAACAACCGAUCGACCAACGACUAAUCGACCGAUCAACUGACCGUUCAACCGACUGACUGACUGGCCGAUUGACCAACCAACCAACUAAACAACAUAUCUUUUUUUAUGAUAUUUAUUGAAAAAAGAAAUUUUAAAAAAAUUACAAAGAAAAAAGACAAAACAGAAAAAGAAAAAGAAAAAAGAAAACCAUCAUUUUCAAAUUCUCCACUUUCAUUACCUUCUUUCUAUGACCUCCUCCUCCUCCCUUUUCUUGUAUCUUGAUUAAUAGUUGUCACAGCAAAUCCUUUACAUAAUUCAUAGUAUUCUGUCAUUACAUUACCUUACUCUACUUUCAUCUUAUCUUAUAAAAAACCUUAAAGCUUAAGACUUAAAUCUUAUUUUUACCAACUUCUCAUAACCAUUACCUUUUUACCUAAUUCUUUAAACAUUUUUACAAGAGCCAAGUAAUUUCAUUUCAACAUUUUCCUAACAUUCAUCAAUUUUAUAAAACAUUCCUAAUGAUAGAAAAAAGAAAUAAGAACAAUCCAAUCUUCUUCCAGCGUCCCUUCCUCCUGGUCCCGGGUUUGUCAGUCCUUUUUAUCCCAUUAGACUGGCACAUUAACCUGGUGAUCUUAUAUCCAAGGCCUUCAAGUCUCUUCCAUGUCCCUUCCGCAGCUCGUCUUCAUAUUUUCCUUUCACUCGUGGGAACUCCAGCUUGGUAGUGUUUUUGACCCUUUUCAACAAAUCAACCCCUUUCCCAUAGUCCAGACUAGACUCCAUGUGGUAUUUUAAGACAUGUUUCAAAUUCCCUCCAAAAUUGGGAGCCCCCACAGCUCCAAACAUCUGAUGGCCCAUUGCCAGACUCAGAAAGUCCACAACGAAACAACAUAUCAACCGACCGACCAACUAACCAACCAAUCAACUGACCGACCAACCAACCAACUGACUAACCGACCAACCAACCAACCAACCAACCGAUCGACCGGCCAACCGACCAACCGACCGACCGACCGACUGAUUGACCAACCGACCAACUGACCAAACAACCGAUCAACCAACCAACCAACCAACUGACCGACCGACUGACCAACUGACUGACCGAUUGACCGAACAACCGAUCAACCGACCGACUGACUAAUCGACCAACCAACCAACCAACCGACCAACCAACCGACCGACUGACCGAACAACUGAUCAACCAACCGACCGACCAACUGAUCGACCAAUCGACUAAAUGACUGAUCAACCGACCAACCAACCGAUUGACCAACCGACUAAUUGACCAACCAACCUAUUGACCCACCGACUAAUCGACCGAUCAACCGACCGACCAACCGACUGACCGACCAACCGAUCUUUUGUGGCCUUUAAAAAAGAGUUUUCGUUUUGCUUUUAGUUCAAAGUAGCGAACCUUCAGGCUCAAAAUUUGAAGCCAUUUGCAAUAUUAUUAUUAUUAUUUAUUAAAUUUAUAUACCGCCCUAUACCUGGGGGGUUUCAGGGUAGUUCACAGAAUAAAAUCAAGAUAUAAAACCACAAAAUAUCUAAUAUAAAUAAAAACAACAACCCAACAGCCCUCCCAAAAAAACACAUUUUAAAGGGGCAUUAGAUGUAAAUCAGAUCAACCAAAGGUCUGGUUAAAAAGGAACAUUUUUGCCUGGCACCUAAAGGUGUAUAAUGAUGGUGCCAGGCAAACUUCCCUGGGAAGAGCAUUCCACAGAUAGGGAGCCACUGCAGAGAAGGCCUGUUCUCGUGCUGCCACCCUCCGGACCUCUCGAGGAGGAGGCACAUGAAGAAGGGCCUCAGAAUAUGAUCUCAGGUUCUAGGUAGGUUCAUGCAGAAAGAGACAGUCCUUGAGGUAUUGCAGUCCUUAGCUGUUUAACACUUUAUAGGUUAAAACCAGCACUUUGAAUUGGACCCGAAAACUAAUUACUAGCUAGUGCAGUCGGACCAGGACCGGUGUAAUAUGCUGGCCCCCAGUUCAUGGAUCUGUACCAAGUCCAAGUCACACCUUGGAUUCCAAAUAUUUUUGAAGUCGAAUGGACUUCCAGAAGGAUUUCAUUCAACAUUGCUCUGUCCCAGCUCCUGCCAACCUAGCAGUUUGAAAGCACGCCAAAAGUGCCAGUAGAUAAAUAGGUAGGGACCCCUGACUGUUAAGUCCAGUCACAGACGACUCUGGGGUGGUGACACUCAUCUCGCUUUAUUGGCUGAGGGAGCCGGCGUACAGCUUCCAGGUCAUGUGGCCAGCAUGACUAAGCUGCUUCUGGUGAACCAGAGCAGCACACGGAAACGCCAUUUACCUUCCCACCUAUUUAUCCACUUGCACUUUGAUGUGUUUUUGAACUGCUAGGUUGGCAGGAGCAGGGACCGAGCAAUGGGAGCUCACCCCAUCGCGGGGAUUUGAACCAACGACCUUCUGAUUGGGAAGCCCUAGGCUCUGUGUUUUAGACUACAGUAGCGCUCUGGCAGGAAGGUACACGGCGUUGCUGUGCGCUGCUCCGGUUUCGGUGUUCCAUUGCGCCAGAAGCGGCUUAGUCAUGCUGGCCACAUGACCUGGAAAAACUGUAUGUGGACAAACACCAGCUCCUUUGGCCUGUAAAGCGAGAUGAGUGCCACAACCCCAGAGUCAUCUGCGACUGGACUUAACUGUCAGGGGUCCUUUACCUUUACCUUUCUGUUGAACAGUGUAAUACAAUGCCCUGUGCAUCAAAUGGUGCUUGGUUCCUGGUAAGUGCUGUAGGAUUGCAACCCAGAUAACUUAAGUAAGACAAGCAACCAUCUCUUGCAGCCUUUCUAGUAUUUGCAGAUAUGCACACGCAGAAACACACAUACAUCUGACAGCCUUGGCUAAUGUUGCAUCUUCCGCUUAGAUUGCUUCAAUAUGUCAUAGUCCUCUCCCACCAGUUUGUCCACCUUUCCAGUGCCAAUUUCUUCUUGUCUCCUCCAACCAUUGCAUCUGGAAGCAAUCGUCUUAAUAUUCUACUUCUACCCUGUAUAAAAAAAGCAAUGUCACAGAGAAAGUAGCAACCUUGCAAACUGCGCGAUUCCCGGAAGGCAAAUUUGAGAUUGACAUCGCCUCGCUAAGUUCGACUCAGAUUCAUGUGCAAACAAAUUUUCCACCGUAACCCCAGAGGACAGGCGAAACUGCGGAGGAAGCCGAGUGUGAUUUGACAACCGCGCGGGCUUGUAUCAGUUUCUUGACUUUUAAAGGCAGUGGGCUUAACAGAAUAAUGGCAAUAUAUGAUCUGCUGCUUUUGGGCAGGACACAAAGCAUGAAAAUAUUUGCUCUUACAAGACGCCUCCCCCCUCCCCUGCGAAUCUUUUCCUUUCCUUCUUUUUUAGGAGUCUGGAGGUUCCUGGAAGAACAGGGAGCAGAUGUUUAUCGCAAACAGCAGCCUUCUGCUUGGAGCUAGAUCUGCGUGCCUUACCUCGGAGGAACUGUGGAGGAACUGCGAAAAGCACUGUCAGACAUUUGGGACAUCUGUGGAGACUUCAAGACUACUGCAAGUUACCUCCCUUGUGAGCACUGCAACCACACGCAUAUGUGAAUAGGCAGUCACAGAUCACGCACCACGGACAGAUAUUUCAUAAGACCACAUAGAGAGAAAUCUGAUUCAUUUAAGGGAAGAACUUUCCGAAAGUAUAAGCAAACCAGAACACAGCCAUUCUGAAAGUUCUUACCUCUCUGAAUUCUGCAGUGCAUAUGCUAGGGUAAUGUGCGCACACACAUAUAUAUAAGUUUAUUGGCAUAAAUACAUUGUUGUUGUUUAGUCGUUUAGUCGUGUCCCACUCUUCGUGACCCCAUGGACCAGAGCACGCCAGGCACUCCUGUCUUCCACUGACUCCCACAGUUUGGUCAGACUCAUGCUGGUAGCUUCGAGAACACUGUCACCAUCUCGUCCUCUGUCUUCCCCUUCUCCUUGUGCCCUCCAUCAUUCCCAACAUCAGGGUCUUUUCCAGGGAGUCUUCUCUUCUCAUGAGGUGGCCAAAGUCUUGGAGCCUCAGCUUCAGGAUCUGUCCUUCCAGUGAGCACUCAGGGCUGAUUUUCUUAAGAAUGGAGAGGUUUGAUCUUCUUGCAGUCCAUGGGACUCUCAAGAGUCUCUUCCAGCACCAUAAUUCAAAAGCAUCAAUUCUUUGGCGAUCAGCCUUCUUUAUGCUCCAGCUCUCACUUCCAUAUAUCACUACUGGGAAAACCAUAGCUUUAACUAUAUGGACCUUUGUUGGCAAGGUGAUGUCUCUGCUUUUUAAGAUGAUGUCUAGGUUUGUCAUUGCUUUUCUCCCAAGAAGCAGGAGUCUUUUAAUUUUGUGGCUGCUGUCACCAUCUGCAGUGAUCAUGGAGCGAUCCCCUUCAUGGAUCACUGCCUUGCCGUGGCGAAGGGGCUUGAAUAACUCAGAGAAGCUAUGAACUAUGCCAAGCAUAAAUACAUACAGGAUACAAUAAAAAUGGGUACGGCAAAUAAAAUUUAAUAUGAAAGAAAAAUGAAACACAUGCAGAGGAGGGGCAAAACACCAGGAGACUACUGAAAAUGCAACAUCAUGUUCAAUUGUCACAUAUGAAGAGAAAAAAGUGGGUCAGGAUUUGAAAUACGAGCCCUGGAAUGGAAAUAAUUAUAAAUGCUACGGAAGAAGCAUGUAUUAGAUAAAAGUAUGCUAUGUAAUGCAGUAGAAAAAGGGUGGGAACAAAAACAUCAUGGAAGUAAGCGUGGGAAGUCAGAUCAUUAAGGGAAAUAAGUAUUGAAGUUGAAGGUAAUUUGUUAAAGUUUCUGAAAAUUUAAUCUAUCUAUCAUCUGUCUGUCUGUCUAUCUAUCUAUCUAUCUAUCUAUCUAUCUAUCUAUCUAUCAUCUAUCUAUCUAUCAUCUAUCAUCAUCUAUCAUCUAUCUAUCAUCUAUCUAUCUAUCUAUCUAUCUAUCGAGAUAAGGGACAAGAUAGGCCUUUGGCCUGAUUCAGCAAGGCUCUUAUGUUCUUCAUAUAGAUGUAUACUCAGAAGUAAGUUCCACUGAUUUCAAUGGGCCUUACUCCCAUGUAAGUGGAUAUAGGGUUGCAAUCGGAAUGAAUGAAGACAGAGAGACAGAGGGAGGGAGGGAGAAGCAACAAUGUAAAUUUGACACUUUUAAGAAAUGUUAUGAAUGACUGGAAAAUGUAUUCUUUAAAACAGCUCCUUUGUGUGAAAGUGUGUGUGUGCUUGCAAGCAGAGAUACAUGUGUGCAGUGCAUUACCAUUAGCCAAAAUGAGCUGGUAGCAGCCUAGCCAUUAUAGGUUUCCUGAAAGAUGCUAAUCUAAAUGCAGCCUAGUGAGCUUAUAUAUCAGCCCUGACCUUUAUUUAACCUGUGUUCUUGGCACCAAACAGAGAAUUUGACAAUGCUGAAUCUGAAAGCCCAAACAUCCCAAGACAUCAGAUGGAAUCACCAAUUUAUUUAAACCACAAGGGCUUUUUAAAAAAUAAUAAUAAUGCUGGGUUCGAGAGGCUUAGAUCUGACACAGCUCGGAGUGUGGAUUUGCGAGCCUGGAAAACCUGUCUCCGAAAUGAUGUCUCUGUGCACUGUGGUUAACCUCUUUCUGGCAAAUUAGUUUGUGACCUGAGAACAGUUAAAUAAAACUGUGAAGAUAUCAUGACAAGGUUAUGUUGAGUGGGCUCCCUCCCCCCACACCCCUGUUUUAUAGCAUCAAGGCCCUGAUAUAUUUACAGGGGAACUUGUCACACGCCUGCUAUCCUACUGGUUUCUUUUAACCGUAUUGUUCAGAAUCGUGGAUUUUGUGCUUGUGUGAUAUAUACGAUUCUGAUAGCGCAAGCAGAAAUAUUAUCAAUCAUUUAUAUCGCUGUCUGUGGAGAAAAUGGAAGGUGAAACUUGAGUGGAGUUACUAAGGAUAAAAUAUAUGCUUCUGUUGGCAUGAGAAACAGCUUGGCAUGAGAAAUAGAGUGUGAUGGCAUGUGGAUCUGGCCCUGCCUAAUACUGAAAUGUGGUUUCCCCAGAUAGCUUUCCACCAGGGCAUGGGCACACGCAGGUCUUUUUUUCAGCCAGAACCCACCAGAACUCAGUUCCAGCACCUCUCAGGUGGGUGCCAUUGCCUUUCUAAGAGAAUGAAGUUCCUGGUGAGUUCUGGCACCUCUUUUUCUAGAAAAAACAGCACUGGGCAUAGCCGGGGGGGGCAGCUGCCCCCUCCCCAAACCAAGUAAAUAAGAAAAAAGAAUACCUAAAUAAAAUUAGCAGCGAUCAGAAUAUUUGAAAUUGAAACUCUUGCUGAGGUCACUUGGAUGACGUUGUGGGCACAUCCUGGCGAAGAUUUUGGCAGGUUUUUCUGAGCCCUCGGGGUCAAAAGAAAGUAAUUUAAAGCAACUGUGGUUGAGACAUUUCAUUCCAAAUCUGCUAGGCAGAGAGAGACAGAGGAUGGUGACAAGUUGGUGUCCUGCUCCCCUGUAACUUAAAUCCUGGCUACGCCCAUACAUGAGGGUAGCCAUACUUUUGAACAGAGAAAGCGUGUUCUCCUUCAUGGAGAGCACGGGUUGCGGUGGGGGCUGACAAGACACUCCAAAAUUGUGGGGCGGGCUAAUUGAUCAUUGGCCACUGUUGUGAUUGGGCUUCCCUUGUGGUUGGGAAGAAGUUAAUGUUGCCAUUUUGUGAUUGACAGCUUGAAACGUUAAAACUCCCUGCACGAAGCAUAGAGCUUCCUCUUUUCGCUCCGUGCAUCGGAUUGCCCAUCCCACCUCCCUAUAUUUAGGGUUGUUCGCUUUGACCUUGCUAUGCCUGUCAUGGGGUCGUCUGCUUUGGGGCAGGGGCUUGGUAGGAAUUUUGUCCAUUUGGCUGAUUGGCUGGUGCUAUUUGGUUUUUGCCUACUGCGUAGCAAUUCAUCACAACUUGUAAGGUUGCGGUUAGGCAUUGGUUUUUGGUUUGGUUGGUUGAGGAGCAUGGAUUGGCUGUGCCUGCCCCUCUAAUGCUGCUGCUGCAAGGGUAUUCCGUUAAAGGAAUACAGGGGCUCACCAUUGCUUUUGUCCGAACCCUGUCAAGGGGCUAGGGCCACACAAGAGCCCCUGGUUGCUUUUGGGGAGGGCUGAGGGCAGGUUCCCUGCUCCAUCACAAUCCCCAAAAUGUAUUCCCCUUUUCUGGCUUUCGCAGGAUUGCGAAAUGUCAGUCUGUCCCCAUCGGGGGCAGAUAGUCGCAACCAAUGCCUAAGCAACCACUCACAUUUUGUAUUUUAAUAAAGUUGUGGCCAAAACUAUGCCAAAAACCUU
This is a messenger RNA of Podarcis lilfordi (Lilford's wall lizard), 39251 nucleotides long. The record is from the annotation of a GenBank genome assembly. NCBI's taxonomy places the organism in Eukaryota, Metazoa, Chordata, Lepidosauria, Squamata, Lacertidae.